GCGGGAGGCCCGACGCGUGUGGCGGGACGGCGCCCCGCGGGAGAGGAGGCGUUAGGAGCACCCGCCGCGCCCGGCGCCCUGCGGAGCGGGACUCCACCACCGACCAAUUUUAUAAUGGGCUGCAUUAAAAGUAAAGAGAAUAAAAGUCCAGCAAUUAAAUAUAGAACAGAAAACACUCCAGAACCUGUCAGUACAAGUGCAAGUCAUUAUGGGACAGAACCCACUCCAGCAACACCAUCAUCUUCAGCAAAGGGAACAUCUGUUAAUUUUAACAGUCUUUCCAUGACACCAUUUGGAGGAUCCUCAGGGGUGACACCUUUUGGAGGAGCAUCUUCCUCAUUCUCGGUGGUGCCAAGUUCAUAUCCUGCUGGUUUAACAGGUGGUGUUACUAUAUUUGUGGCCUUAUAUGAUUAUGAAGCUAGAACUACGGAAGACCUUUCAUUUAAGAAGGGUGAAAGAUUUCAAAUAAUUAACAAUACGGAAGGAGACUGGUGGGAAGCAAGAUCAAUUGCUACAGGAAAGAAUGGCUAUAUUCCUAGCAAUUAUGUAGCCCCUGCAGAUUCCAUUCAGGCAGAAGAAUGGUAUUUUGGCAAAAUGGGGAGAAAAGAUGCUGAAAGAUUACUUCUGAAUCCUGGGAAUCAACGAGGUAUUUUCUUAGUAAGAGAAAGUGAAACUACUAAAGGUGCUUAUUCCCUUUCUAUUCGUGAUUGGGAUGAAGUAAGGGGUGACAAUGUGAAACACUACAAAAUUAGGAAACUUGACAAUGGUGGAUACUAUAUCACAACUAGAGCACAAUUUGAAACUCUGCAGAAGUUGGUUAAACACUACACAGAACAUGCUGAUGGCUUAUGCCAUAAGUUAACAACUGUAUGUCCAACUGUGAAACCCCAGACUCAAGGUCUAGCAAAAGAUGCUUGGGAAAUCCCUCGAGAAUCUUUGCGACUAGAAGUUAAACUAGGACAAGGAUGUUUUGGUGAAGUAUGGAUGGGAACAUGGAAUGGAACCACAAAAGUAGCAAUCAAAACACUAAAACCAGGUACAAUGAUGCCAGAAGCUUUUCUUCAAGAAGCUCAGAUAAUGAAAAAAUUAAGACAUGAUAAACUUGUUCCACUAUAUGCUGUUGUUUCUGAAGAGCCAAUUUAUAUUGUCACUGAAUUUAUGUCAAAAGGGAGCUUAUUAGAUUUUCUGAAGGAAGGAGAUGGAAAAUAUUUGAAGCUCCCACAAUUGGUUGAUAUGGCUGCUCAGAUUGCUGAUGGUAUGGCAUAUAUUGAAAGAAUGAACUAUAUUCACCGAGAUCUUCGGGCUGCUAAUAUUCUUGUAGGAGAAAAUCUUGUGUGCAAAAUAGCAGAUUUUGGUUUAGCAAGGUUAAUCGAAGACAAUGAAUAUACAGCAAGACAAGGUGCAAAAUUUCCAAUCAAAUGGACAGCUCCUGAGGCUGCACUAUAUGGUCGAUUUACAAUAAAGUCUGAUGUGUGGUCAUUUGGAAUUCUACAGACAGAACUGGUAACAAAGGGCAGAGUGCCAUAUCCAGGUAUGGUAAACCGUGAAGUGCUGGAACAGGUGGAACGAGGAUAUAGGAUGCCUUGCCCUCAGGGCUGUCCAGAAUCUCUACAUGAUUUAAUGAAUCUUUGUUGGAAGAAGGACCCUGAUGAAAGGCCAACAUUUGAAUAUAUCCAAUCCUUCUUGGAGGACUACUUCACUGCUACCGAGCCACAGUACCAGCCAGGAGAAAAUUUAUAAUCCAAGUAGCCUAUUUUAUAUGCACAAACCUGCCAGAAUGUAAAAAACUUACAUAGACUCCUCAUAUACAGGAAUCAAAAGAAGAAAAUCUUCUUCACUCCGCAUGUUUUUAAUGGUAAACUGGAAUUCCAGCUAUGGUUACGCAAAACCACCUCUUUGUGUUCCAAAUGUUAAACUCUAAAGUACCAGUGAUGAAUUUUUCAACUUAAUUCAGGGUCCAAAGAAAGUAUAGCUAAGAUAUUGAUGACAGUGUGAGUGAUAGCACGGCAAUGAAAAGCAACAAGGCUACUGUUCAUAAGUCACUUCCUUUCUUAUUCCCCAAAUUCAGAAUUUUUAAGAGAAAAUUAUUUAUCAUUAUAGAUAAAACUUGGGAGAUAUGAACAGUUAUGCCAUAAGUUCUAAAAAUCAAGGAACUUCAUGGGACCAAAUGAUUCCAUUCCAUUUUUUAAAUUUGCUCACAUUCAUUAUUCUCAAACGUUUUUUCUAUAAGUUGAAGUUAAUAUGCAGUUUUAAUAUAUGCCUUCCUUGCAUGGAAAUGAGCAAGGUUUUUUAGAAGCAAAAGGGAAUAUAAGCAACAUCUAACUUGGUUAAGUGUUAGACGACAGCAGUGGGAUUUGAAAGUAUAGUGCACCUGUUAAAAUUCAAAUUUGUGGAAAGUAGAACUUUUUCACUUUAAACCAUUUUCUGAAAAGCUCAGUUUGAAAUAAUGAAGGGAACUACAAAGUAAGUUAAUCUUUUAUAUAAGUUUGCAUUAAUUUUUUAAUGGUAAUAUUUAAUUGAAAUUGUACUAUCCAAUCCAAGAUAUCCAAUCUUUAGAAUAGCUGAAAAAGUAAAUCCCAGAAUUUAAAUAGGUAUUAUGAGAUAUUACUAAAUAUGUACUUAACGGUGUGAUGGGUGCCACAAAUGUAAAAAUAUCACUAGAUCAGGGAUUUGAUGCACUUUUGCCCUUAUUGCAUAUAGACUAGCAGAGAAGAAUUGUAUUUAAAAGAAAUAUGAGAAAAGAAAAAUGUGAAAGUUUUACAGAUAGAGGGAUGGAAUGUUAGGUUUAAUGUUGAUUUAUGGAAUGACAAAAUGGCUUUGCUGGCACUCAAAGCUUCUCAUCUGUUUUUUGAGAUAUUAAAAGAGUUGUAAGAUAAUGACUGUAAGACUAAUCUAACCAUAAACUCU
Messenger RNA from Myotis davidii, 2907 nucleotides. RefSeq names its product YES proto-oncogene 1, Src family tyrosine kinase (gene YES1). Bases 115 to 1740 code for a protein of 541 amino acids. Gene Ontology annotation, biological process: cell differentiation; protein phosphorylation; innate immune response. The record is from RefSeq and is a predicted model, not a curated record. The transcript is spliced from 12 exons. Gene Ontology annotation, molecular function: signaling receptor binding; non-membrane spanning protein tyrosine kinase activity; ATP binding. Gene Ontology annotation, cellular component: extrinsic component of cytoplasmic side of plasma membrane. NCBI's taxonomy places the organism in Eukaryota, Metazoa, Chordata, Mammalia, Chiroptera, Vespertilionidae.